Panicum hallii is the source of this 1059-nucleotide messenger RNA. RefSeq lists its product as uncharacterized. Bases 227 to 748 code for a protein of 173 amino acids. Lineage: Eukaryota; Viridiplantae; Streptophyta; Magnoliopsida; Poales; Poaceae. The record is from RefSeq and is a predicted model, not a curated record. Gene Ontology annotation, molecular function: serine-type endopeptidase activity. The transcript is spliced from 5 exons.
ACGUCACACGCGUCCUCCACUCAAAGUGGAAGGACAUUACACAUUAGGACCCGGACCUGCGCCGCGCCGCUGCCGCCGUCGUUGGGGUCGAGAGAUCCGCAGCCUCCGCCGGUCGCCGAAGACGGCGUCCUCCUGAAGUACUCCGCUCGUCCCGUGCUCACAAGCCGCCGCCGUUCUAAAAUGGCGUCUCCGACGACCUGGGCCACGCGGCUCCGCCCACAGUAAGAUGCGCUACUCCGCCGUCGUCUCCUUCAAGAGGUACUAUGACGGUGAGAUCAGGUAUCGUGAGAUCGCGCCCUGCUUCCAUGACUUCUUCUCGCAAGGGAAGCUCACUGCCGUGUACUGGUGCCACAACGUGAGACACGAGAUGGCCCCGACUAUACACAGCGACGGUGCGGCUAUCCUUGUCAGGAAACUGCUGCAUUACCCCAACAAUCCGACGAGAGUCUUUGUUGGUGAUGUUGUUUUGGUAAGAAAUCCAAAGACACCAUCCCACUAUCUGGUUCGAAGGUUGGGUGCGAUUGGAGGAUGCGAGAUGGUUUCUACGGAUGAGAAAGAUGAGCCUUUUGUAUUAGCGCAUGACCAAUGUUGGGUCCUGCUGGAUAAUCAAUCAGUGACGCCCAAGGUAGCUUGGGACAGCCGUGUGUUUGGACCAGUUCCUAUUAGUAGUAUCUGUGGCAGAGUGAUAUAUUCUUUGAGGACAUCUGUUGAUCAUGGUCCGGUACAGAACUGGUUUGUUCCAUGUUAGGUUGAGCUAUCAUUAAUUCCUUACUGCUGGCAAGGGCAACAAUAUCUGGCCGAGGAAGCAGCUGUAGUCUGUAGAGGCCAAUAUCAUGACACGGGAGGGCGCUGGCAGAAAUAAAGUGUUUCUUUAGCUGCCAAUCUAUGAAACUGCAAGCGUGCAAAUGCCUGGAUGUUUGCCAAUACCUGGCUGUUGUUGACUUGUUGUUACUGUGACUCUGUGAGAGUGUAUUGUAGGUUAUCAUUGGUUUGGGAUUCUUUUCUUGCUGGUGUAACUGAACUACUGAAAGAUGGCUAUGCCGUCUUUAGGCCCUGUUC